GGUUUUCAUGCGGUAUUCUAUUGUAUCAGAGAAACGACCAACAAGAUUUUGUAGACCAGAUUCGCGCUUGAUAUAUCAGGAUCGACUUUUUCUCUGAUUUCUCUAUGAAAAUCAAUUGAUAAAGACAUAAAGCUUCUUCAAAAAAAUGUAAGCAUUGUCCAUCAUGUAGUUUUUUGCACUGAUUAUCUUUGUAAAAACAAUUUUUUAACUUGGCCGACGAAUAAAGAUUCUAGGGUCGAAAUAUUGAAAAACAUCAUAUUUCUAGUGUGAAAUAUCGUUAUUUUAAAUAUUGACUCUAACAUCAUUAUUUAUCGCCCAAUUUAAGAAAGUUUUCUUUUUUUAAAUAAAAUGAACAACACAAAAAGCUUUACGAGUUGACCUAUAUUUAAAACUUGUUGAAGACACUUGUGAUUUUAGUAGUUGACUACUCAUGGAAUCAUUCGUACUGAAAUAAUGGAGAUGUUAAAUAUCGCCAUGUAUACAGGCAACUCUGUUCAGCUUUUCACAUGUUUGGAUCCACUCGUUUUGCAUAUGUGUUUUAACGAAUAAAAAUUGCAAUUAAUAUCACGCACAUAUACAUUUUUGGAGGUUUGUGACUGCCUUAGUGGUAGUAUGUUUCUGUAUUUUUUUUCUUUCUUACAUUCGAUGAGAAUGAUUGUAUUUUCGCUGGUUUUUACAUAGCCACGUAUUUGAUAAGAGUGAAUCAGAUAAUGUCAAUAAAAAGGAAAAAAAAACGAGGCGAACGACAAAAAAAACGUCAAAAGAUAGAAUGGUACGGUGUAUAUAAGACACGUGCCUCUUUUCUUGCACUAAUCAUUCCUUCACAAUAUCAACAUGAAUAAGACAAAACAAGGAACAGUAAGUAGCUGACUACUUGCAAAAGAAAAAACUAACAGCAUUCCUAAAAUAUAUAUGAUUCUUUCGAGAAUAUAUACUACAGUAGAUUUUCUACUAACACAAAAGUUCGGUCUAGCAUAUUAUUCAUUAAGCGAAUUUUCAUUGAAGCAAAAACUUAUCUUGUAUGCUCUACAUUUCUUUGGAGAAUUCAAUAAAAGUAGCAAUUUUAGGGACUUUGCAGGUGCAGGUAUAGCAAUGAAGACAAAAGAAAAAGUUAAAACUAGUGGUCGAAUCAGGGUUUUGCUGGUUAGGGGAUUGAUGGAAGAGUUGAGACUUCCAGUCGAGGGACUCAGUCUCUCCUAGAUUUUCAGUAGCUACACCUCUAAGCCAACGUAAAUAAAUGGUUCAGAUAGUCCUCAAUGUAGUUAAGUCUUUUUUUCGAAUUAGCAAUUUAGAUUGUUAAACUAUCAUCAUGAUGUAUACUCACUAUGCGAUAAAAAUCAGAUAUAUUGUGUUUAAUAUAACAAAGAAAAUGAGUAGCCGUUUAAUUAUGUUUGAGUAUUGAAAAAUAAUAAAAAGCAGAAAUCGACGGCUUGCUUUUUGUGCUAUUACUUAAUGUCUUUUUUUAAUUGAACGCAGGAUUUUCAUUUUUUGACGAUGUACUUAUCACUUUUCACACAGUGUAGAACAAUAUUGUAAAAAGAUAAAUGAAAUUUUUCAAAUGAAACUCGAUGGCAGACCAUUUUGACACAAUUUUAUACAAGGAUUCCAAGUAUAUGCUCUGUUCGAUGGUUUGGUUUUAAUGAAGGGUCUAAAAUUCGCUGAAAAUGUCUCUGUGGGGUUUUAAGCAUUUAAAAUUGGUUUUCAAAGACAAAGAUAGGAAUUUUUUUAAUCAGUCACAUUUGUAUGAUAAAGUUCUCCAUAUGAAUCACAUAAUUCAAGCUCAAAAAAUAAAAAAUAUUCUGGCGACAAAAGUCGUGGUCUUUGAUAACCUCUGGAAAACUAUACAAAAAAAGUGUUCGAUUUGAAUAAUUUUUAUUAUCAGAUGCUCAUACAUCACCUCUUUCCAAUGGUGAAAAUUCCAAUGCGAUAGCUUUUUUUGUUCUCGAGCAAUAUUUCAAAACUUUGAAUUUAGAUUUUCUCUGAAAAGUUACUUAAAUUUGUAUAUUUUCGAUCUUUACAAUACUGUAGGUAUUUCUUUUAUAUGGUAUAUUUCAAAAUACGAGACAGCUAUCGAUUUUUCCAUAAAGUCACAAUCAAUUGUACAGAAUUUCCGAAACUUUUCAUCUACCAUAUAAGUUCUCGCCUAGUUUCUUAUCGAUCCUAUCAUCUAACGUCGUCCCCAUUCCCUAAUUCUCAUUCAAUUAUUAAUAUUAUUCUAAACAACAACGUUAAUAGCACCCUCAUAGUUUGAAAACCUAGGAAAGUUUUCUCCUCAUGCAUUCCAUUGUCGAUAUGAACUAUUCCUAAAAUGCACUUUAUUGUUCGUCGAUGUACAAUAAAUAUUUCACAGAAAUAUUUAUUUCUGUUGAAUAAUAAAAGUGCAUAAGAGAAUAAGUCUGAUCCUAUCCACUGGUAUUCGACCAAUUUCGUUGUUACAGCUCUUCCAUACAUGAUAUGCCAUUAUAACUGGGCUAGUUAUCCUUGUACAUGUUGCGCAAGUAAUAGAUGCAACUGAAAGUUAGUUCUAGGCAUAUUUGACUACCUCAAUUUAGACUCGUGCCAACAACAAAAAACGAUGACAAUAAGGUAUUGCUACAAAUAUCACUGUUAACAACACGAGAGAAACUCGAACGAUUACUAAUAUAUGAAAAUCAGUAAUGAUAACUUAUUAGUGAUUAUGGGCUGUUGUUAUUUAUGUCAACAAAAUAGAAUGAAAUGAAUCAGGCUAGAACUUUCAUUUUCAGACACUGACCAUUGAACAGUAAAAAAACAAUAGAUUCGAUUUGUUGAGCUUCCGACACUGCAGCAUGAUUAAAUCUACCAGAAUCUUGAACAGAUUGGAAUAUUCUUCGGAUAGCUUGCGGUAGAAAUAGUUUAGUAUAUCACGUAAACAAAUCAAAGAGAGUCUUAUUUGAAUCUAUUUUAUCCUAGAUUCGAUGAGACAAUGAAUUGGUGGUAAAAUAUCAAUAAAUUUCGAUACGAAAUCGCAUUUAUUCGGAAGCAUCAAAAGCUUCUUCAUCUAAUUUUAUUCAAAAAUCCAAUAUAUAAGGAUAUGUUAUUUUCAUGUUUGAUGGUGAUAUUUUCUCUUCUAUUUAAAGAUCCAAAUCAUAAACGACUUUUAAAUAUUCUUUCAGCUAUCUUAAAUCUUGAAUUAAUGUUUCUAAAAUAAUUGUCUCAUUUUGAUUCAUAGACAGAAAAUGGUUCAUCGCAGUUUAUCGCCGCGAAAGACGAUCCAAAAAUGCCUUUACGAGUACGAGAUCUAUUGGCAAUGGUUGGUGAUGAACGCAUUCUUAAAAUCCAACUCGGUCGCACACCUGUUCAAGAUCUUAUUAUUACCGUACUCAACUUUUUGAGCGAUUCGAAGUUUUCCAGCAAACAACUUGAACUUGGCUACGAUGACAUCUAUCACAAUUAUUUACUUAUUACUAUUCAGAAUAGCAGAGGACCCGAGGUACUACGAUAUCUACUUGGAGAUGCAAGACACCAUGUGGUUGCUAGCACUGUACUCAAACUUGAGAAAAUACAUCGCAUUGCUCUCCAUUAUCCGACGAUACCCGACGACUUAAUCGAUGUGUAUGAUAUUCCACUUACGCCAAAUAAACUGUUAACACUCAAUCGACUAAUUUCCAUGGCAUCGAAUGUUGAUAAGAAUUUUUACAAAUAUGAUGCUGCUGAAAAUAAUAUGUGCCAAACAUUUGUUGAAAACAUUAUUGAAAUCAAUGGUCUAAUGCCUAAUAUUUGUGAUCAAGCAACAUUAAAUGCUCUCAAACCACAGGAUGGUAAAGCAUUGAUUGCUACGCUUGGUAGUCGAUCUAACCUUGUCAAAGCUACGACUGAUUUGGGCAGUAAAUUAGACAAAUUAAUAUUGGAUCGUAAGAUUCGAUGGAAAAAAUCUCCACCAAAAGAUUUUGCUUUAUUACCCAUAGUAAGUGGGGCU
Molecule: messenger RNA, 3937 nt
Organism: Rotaria sp. Silwood2
Lineage: Eukaryota; Metazoa; Rotifera; Eurotatoria; Philodinida; Philodinidae
Source: the annotation of a GenBank genome assembly